UUUUAUUACUAUGUUAUGUUCUAGAUUAAUCUAUAAAAUCAGCGUAGAUUCACUUUAGUUACUUUAAAUAGAUUUCAUUUCUUAAUUUAGUUCGUAAAAAUUAAAUUUAAUAUCAGCGAGUUCAAAUAAAAUUAAUAUUAGAUCAUUAAAUAGAGCUUCGCAGUAAUGGAAUUAUUGAAACAUAUAAUAAACGAACGGUUUCUUCCAAGAAUUCCGAAAAUACGGCAUUCACAUGUUGUAGAUUCAGUGCAGCGACGUAUAUUGCUAUCAAAACGAAUGCUAGUUGAUCAUAUAGAAAUUAUUGAACAAUGUUAUGCAAUACCAUCAACAAAGUUUGAAUCUCCCAAAAAUGAGACACUCAGAUAUUUCUUUUUUGGAGAACUUAUAUUGUCCUCAAUGGUAGCAGUUUCCUUAAAACUGAAUAUGCCCAGAUUGCGUUAUCUAUUUUCAAUCGCAGCUACUACCUACGGAUUUUGGAUUGCUAUAAAUAUGAUUGUUGCUUUGAAAAACAAAAUUUCUCUUCAUCGGUUAAAUGAAACUAUAACAGUUAUCGACAAAAGCGAUGAGACCAUUCGUAGAAUUAUCACCUUUUGUCGUGAAUCACAAAACUUAAGUUCGAGGUUACAUGAUCGUAGUCAAAUUUACUUAAAAUCAAUCACCGAAAUAAUUCGCAUUUUAUAUGCUCAAAUCAGAAUAUUGGAAUCAGUUUCAUUGCCAGAUAUUGUUGAAAUAAUGUAUGAACCACUUGAGGAACUUCCUGUCCGUAUGAAAUUUCCUGAAAACAUCGAAGUUUUUACAACUGACCAUUUAAAGAAUUUCUACAAUGUUUUUUUGUAUUUUCAAUCGCAAUAUUUAUUGCGAUUUUACCUUAUGAUCCACUUCGAUCCAGAAAAUGGGAUAAAGUAUUUAAACAACGAAAAUACCUGUUUUGAGAAAAAUAUAAAAAUGCAUACAGAAAAACUGGUUUCUUGGUUGGAUACAAAAAUCAAUCAACAAUUCGAACAAAGAAAAAGAUUGGACAGUUUGAGAUUAGAGAUUAACAAUAUGAGCAAUGUAGACCUAUUAAAAAUGAAAAAGUUCUCCAUGGACGUAUUUUGUCGCCUGAUUGCUAUAACCAACAAAUAUCAGAACAUUGACGAACGGAUUCAUUCACUUGAAAUAAAUGCACAUUUAAAUGAGGACGAGAUGCUUAAAAUUUCAGUGGAAAUAGAUCAAAUAAAAGGUUCAAUAGACACAUGCCAAGGGGACCUUGAAGCACUUAAAUUGAUUAACAACAAGUGUUUUGUACAAACAUUCCCAUUACCAAUUGAAAGCAAUGCAAAUUCAUCUGAAACUACUUCUGUAAAUUUAUCAAAUAUUUCGAAGUCAGAUGAAAGCAGAAAAUAUGAUAGCGACGAUGAAAGCCAAGAAUAUUUCGGAAUGAAUAUCUGCGAAAAUGGUGAACAUGAAAAUACAGAUGGGAAAUCAGCAAAUUGGCAGAAUACAUAUGGGAAAUACAGUUUGCAAGAAGAAUUGGAUAACGUUGAUAUAAAAGUAACGCGAACGUGUUUUGCACCAGUUUUAAAGCAAUUAAAGUCGAUAAUUGACCCCAUCAAAACUGAAAUGAAAGAGAGAGAAUUGAAGUAUUUGAUGUCGAAGGGGUUGGAUCGUGAUAAGAUUAUCAUGUUCGAUGAGCAAGAAGAUGAUCAUGUUCCCGAAAAUCCUUUGGAAACUCGUACAAAGUCGUCGAAAGAUCGGUAUGAUGAAACGCGAUCCUUCUUACAGGAAAAACAACAGAUUAUGCUUAUGACAUUGAAUGCCUUACCAACACCAUCACGUCUUGAAGAUAUCUUGGAGUGAAAUCGAUAACAUUUUUUGUUACAGAAUAUGUGUGUUAAAAGAAAUAAAACUCUAUUCAUUUAAUUUAA
Messenger RNA from Sitodiplosis mosellana (orange wheat blossom midge), 1907 nucleotides. RefSeq lists its product as uncharacterized. The record is from RefSeq and is a predicted model, not a curated record. The transcript is spliced from 6 exons. Lineage: Eukaryota; Metazoa; Arthropoda; Insecta; Diptera; Cecidomyiidae. Bases 166 to 1839 code for a protein of 557 amino acids.